Camponotus floridanus (Florida carpenter ant) is the source of this 1191-nucleotide messenger RNA. RefSeq lists its product as uncharacterized. Gene Ontology annotation, biological process: DNA integration. Lineage: Eukaryota; Metazoa; Arthropoda; Insecta; Hymenoptera; Formicidae. Bases 1 to 1191 code for a protein of 396 amino acids. The transcript is spliced from 2 exons. The record is from RefSeq and is a predicted model, not a curated record. Gene Ontology annotation, molecular function: nucleic acid binding.
AUGGUCCAAAGAGCCGGCGACGAUCUCCCCGCUACCGUCCUGCUACCUUCCGAGCUAGCUGAAGCGCUGACUGGCUGGAUACGGGUGGUCCAAUCUAUCAACUUUAAAAAAGAAAUAAAGUUAGUACAAAAAACCACUCUACUUCCUGCAAAGGGCGCGCUAGCCAAACUAAGCCUCUUCCUCGACAACAAGGGCAUACUGUGCGUCGGCGGACGGCUGGGCAAUGCUUCAAUGACUCGCGAGGCGAAGCACCCGACAUUACUUCCCAGCACCUCUCAUCUAACGCAGCUACUGAUCAAGGCCACGCACCUGCGAACAUUGCAUGGAGGAGUGCAGCUUACCCUGACCUCCCUGCGCCAGGACUGCCGCGCGGUCCACCUUGAUGUCGCCUCCGACUAUACCUCCGAUGCCUUCUUGGCCGCCCUGCGUCGAUUCAUCAGUCAUCGCGGCCUAUGUAAGGUCCUCUACAGCGACCGCGGAACUAAUUUUGUGGGUGCCGAUAAACAGCUACGUGCGCUCUUUUCCGCCAGCAGCAAGGAAGAACGUCAAAUCCAUAACCGCCUAGCAGAUGAGAGAAUUGAGUGGCGAUUCAAUCCACCAGCCGCUCCUCAUUUCAGCGGUCUCUGGGAGGCCGCCGUUAAGUCAGUGAAGCAUCACCUUCGUCGUGUGGUCGGAGACGCAAAAUUGACCUACGAGGAGAUGGCCACGCUUCUUGCGCAAGUUGAAUCCUGCCUCAACUCUCGGCCGCUGCAACCCAUGUCGGACGACCCAGAGGACCUCGAAGCGCUGACUCCUGGCCAUUUCCUCGUAGGCACCGCGCUUAAUGCCAUUCCAACUUCACCAAUUGUCGAAGAGCCAAAGACGUUACUCACCAGGUGGAGGCUGAUUAGCCAGAUGCGAGACAGCUUCUGGACUAGGUGGUUGCGAGAGUACCUCCACUCUCUGACGCAUCGACCAAAAUGGUUCAAGGCCGACGAGCAAGUCCGCAUCGGCCGCCUGUGUCUGCUCCGGAGUGAAAUAUCACCACCUAAUAAAUGGCCCCUAGCAAGAAUUGAGAGCAUCUACCCUGGGAGAGACGGCCACAUACGAGUCGUCGACGUGCGCACCUCCACCAGCAGCCUAACACGACCUGUCAACAAACUAGUGCUCCUCCCCAUCAACUCCUGCGCCAGAGGAGACGGCGAAUCGUAA